Molecule: messenger RNA, 1008 nt
Organism: Penicillium angulare
Lineage: Eukaryota; Fungi; Ascomycota; Eurotiomycetes; Eurotiales; Aspergillaceae
Exons: 5
Coding region: 1-1008 (335 amino acids)
Source: RefSeq, a predicted model, not a curated record
AUGCAUACUCAGGAAAGCUUGAUACAUCUCACCUACCAGGCCUCGGCUGCCAUAUGGGUAUUUGUCGCCAUAACGACUGUCAUUUUCUUUAUGAGAACCUACUCGAGGCUUUUCCUAUCCAAAGAUCCCAUCAACUGGGAUGACUUCAUCAUCUCACUCUCAUGGCCCUUGAUGGUUGUUUUAGCGGUAUCCUAUCAAAUAGCCCUCUCCACAGCACGAAAAUCGACGGCGUCCGAGCUACCGGGAACCUACCCUACACCAGUCUUCUGGGCACUUUUCACAGAUGCAUGGGCAUUCCUCAGCAUCUGUAUACCCAAGCUGGGUGUUGCUCUAUUGCUCUCUCGAAUGCUUCGCCCAAAGCGCUGGCUUAAAAUCACCAUGAUCACAUACUGUAUCGUAUUGGUGAUCUUAGCCAUCGUGGGAUUUAUUAUCACUUUCACGCAAUGCGACCCGGUCGCAGGACAGUGGAACCCGUGGAAAUACCCAGAAGUCAAGUGCUGGAGUAGAAAUAUCCAGCUGGAAUAUGCGAUCACAGUCAGCGCGAUGUCUGCGCUCACGGAUCUUGCCUUCUCCAUCUACCCUGGAGUUGUGAUUUGGAAUUUGAAUAUGGCGACAUGGAAAAGGGUCAACGCAGUGGCGCUGAUGAGCCUUGGGUUUAUUUCCUUUGCUUUUGCCAUCCGAAAGCUUUACUCGAAUACAACCCUUUUGGGUAACCCUGACAUCAUUACCCUUCUUUUCGAUGCUAUCCAAAUCGGAAUUUGGAAUAACAUUGAGAAUGCCUUCGUGCUCAGUGCCGCCUGCCUCCCUGCCGUUCCACCAGUCUUCCGGGUGUUUCGAAAUGCUGUCAAGACACAUGUUUCGUCUCUUUCAGGUUCCCACAAAGAAGAGACGGAGACCGCAGGAACAGAAUUGACGAGCAAUAGCAGGCGUAUCACGCUUAAAGAAGAGUUUAAGGUUAGCAGCGAAAGGCAGGUUAGCAGAGAAAGAAGGCCAGCAGAAUUCGUCUAG